Messenger RNA from Zychaea mexicana, 758 nucleotides. RefSeq lists its product as uncharacterized. The coding region runs from base 18 to 590 and encodes 190 amino acids. The record is from RefSeq and is a predicted model, not a curated record. The transcript has 2 exons. Lineage: Eukaryota; Fungi; Mucoromycota; Mucoromycetes; Mucorales; Lichtheimiaceae.
GAAAACAUGUACACAAAAUGUAUGAUAUGCAUAUAAAAAAGGUCUCAAAAACAUUAUUUAAACAGCUGCUCUUAAUCUUCUUUCCAUUCACGUUUCUAUACAAUCAUCUACGAUCACAAAGAAUGCUCAAAAGAAACAUGGCGAAGUUCGUAUCGAUCUUACUACUUGCUACGUACAUCUUCUGCUUAAAUGCGAUCGGUGCACUGGCAACACUGUUUUUAUCGCCAACCCAAUAUGAACAAUGGGAAACAGGGAGUAAGGUCCGCAUUCAUCUUAAAGGUGGAAGCGCCUCUUCUGCAGAUCUUCAACUCGUCGAUACAGGAGGUUUCUUUGUCAAAAACCUCGGGUUCCUCGCAAAAGAUUUUGAAUACAAGGAUGAACAAGUUUUCGAGUUUGUUGUUUGGGACGAGCUUCCUUCAGGAAAUACCUACCAGUUGGCAUUUCAUCCAAAACUUGACAGCGGCAAGGCAACAACGGCGUUCUCUCAGCCAUUUAGCAUUGUCAAUAAGAAUGACAAAAUGAAGAUGCUCAACAGCGGAAAAUGGAUGAAGGAUACUUUUUCGUCGCUAGUACUGGUAGUGAAGCCAUGAAAUAUAAAAAUAACUAACGUAAUACACGAAUGUUUCCUUACAAUUUUUGUGUUUUUACAUAUACAUUUACUUUUGGUUUGUUGGAAACAGGCGUUUAUUUGUAUUGAUCUAUUAAUAUUUACUACAAUGAGCAUAUGUAAACAUUGAGUCUGCUAAAUAAAGAUAAAG